Messenger RNA from Mesoplodon densirostris (Blainville's beaked whale), 2533 nucleotides. It is a transcript of the gene CALM3, whose product is annotated as calmodulin 3. Bases 422 to 871 code for a protein of 149 amino acids. Lineage: Eukaryota; Metazoa; Chordata; Mammalia; Artiodactyla; Ziphiidae. The record is from RefSeq and is a predicted model, not a curated record. The transcript has 6 exons. Gene Ontology annotation, molecular function: calcium ion binding.
CACAGGAACGCGUCACGCGCCGCCGAGCAGUGCCCCUCCGCCGAGGAGAAAAGUAGAGUGGGCACAGGGGGCGGGGCGCGCGGCGACGGAAAGUAGUCCCGCGGCGGGUGCGCGCGCGCGCGCGGCCGUCCACAAACCCAGCCCCGAGCGGGGUGGGAGCGAGAGAUCCGCGGGCCCGGCAGUGCGGAGAGAGGCGCGGAGGGAUCCGUGGGAACCGCAGUGCGGCGGCGCGCGGACCGGGCGGGGCGGGGCGCGCGCGGCGGCCGUUGAGGGACCGUUGGGGCGGGCGGCGGCGGCGGCGGCGCGCGCUGCGGGCAGUGAGUGUGGAGGCGCGGACGCGCGGCGGAGCUCAAGCUGCUGCAGCUGCUGCCGCCGCCGGAGGAACCUUGAUCCCCGCGCUCCGGACACCCCGGGCCUCGUCAUGGCUGACCAGCUGACUGAGGAGCAGAUCGCAGAGUUCAAGGAGGCCUUCUCCCUCUUUGACAAGGAUGGAGAUGGCACCAUCACCACCAAGGAGCUGGGGACAGUGAUGAGAUCCCUGGGACAGAACCCCACUGAAGCCGAGCUGCAGGACAUGAUCAAUGAGGUGGACGCGGAUGGGAACGGGACCAUUGACUUCCCGGAGUUCCUGACCAUGAUGGCCAGAAAGAUGAAGGACACAGACAGCGAGGAGGAGAUCCGAGAGGCCUUCCGUGUCUUUGACAAGGAUGGCAAUGGCUACAUCAGCGCCGCAGAGCUGCGCCACGUCAUGACGAACCUGGGUGAGAAGCUGACUGAUGAGGAAGUGGAUGAGAUGAUCAGAGAGGCUGACAUCGACGGAGACGGCCAGGUCAACUACGAAGAGUUUGUACAGAUGAUGACUGCAAAGUGAAGGCCCCCGGGCAGCUGGUGAUGCCCGUUCUCUUGAUCUCUCUCUUCCCGCGCGCGCACUCUCUUCAACACUCCCCUGCGUAUCCCGGUUCUAGCAAACACCAAUUGAUUGACUGAGAAUCUGAUAAAGCAACAAAAGAUUUGUCCCAAGCUGCAUGAUUGCUCUUUCUCUUCCUCCCGAGUCUCCUUCCAUGCCCCUGCCAUCUCUUCCUUUUGCCCUUCCCCCUUCCAUUCACAUCUUCCAAGGCCUGAUGCAUUCAUAAGAUGAGCCCCCCAGUCCCCUUAGGGGGGGGGCCCUGCCCUCCUUCUCCAGCCCGGGUGGCUCUCGUCCGUCUUGGUUUGUUUCUAUUCAUAUGUCCUCUUAUAUUUUGGGUGCCGGGUGGCUGCCAGCCCUGUCCCGGGACCUGCUGGGGAGGGGCCGAGUCCCUCCGGAGGGCCGGGCAGGAGAGCACGCCUUUCGCUGUUGCAUGCGACCAGCCCUGUGAUUCCCUGUGCCGAUCCCAGCAGCCUGUUGGGGCAGGGGUGCCGAGAGAGGCAUUCCAGAAGGACUGAGGGUGGCGGUGGCGGGGGGGGGGUUCCAGAGUUGUGGUGUUGACUGGAUGUGGCCCAGGAGGGGGUCAAGGGGCAAGUGAGGCUUGGAAGCCCGCAUUCUUUUACCACUGGAGGAGGCCGGCUCAUAGAAGGGGCCCCGAGAGAGUGGACAAGGCUCAGAUCCCAUUGGCUGCUCUUCUGAAACCGUCCGAUUGGCUUCCUGCGGUGGGGCUGAGUGGGGCUGCUCCCCGGACCCCCCUGCACGUUGUCCAGCCCAUGCUCCUGACGCGAUCUCAAGCUGCCCUGUAAAUACCUGGUGCUAACAUCCCGUGCCGCUCCCUUGUGACGCCCCUGCCCACCCCCAUCGAGGUCCCCUCGUCGGAAUGGACGUGGGGAUGGCCGCUUUGUAAUACGCUGGUUAUCCUUUCUUUUUCUUCAUGCCCCUUAAAGCUUUAAUUUUGUCCAACGCCAUGCUGGGCUAGCUGAGGGGUGGAGAGAGGGAAGAUGUGCCCCACCACACUGAAGAGAACAUGCCUGCAAUAAAACAGUCCCGUCGGCCAGCUGCCCUGGAGGACCAGCGGCCACGGGCAGCUCUGCUUCCUGCUCCGCCGGCCCCUCCCGCUCCCCUGUGGUGACUUGGCUGGCUCCCCGACCUUUGUGCUGUCUCUGUGCCCGCCUUUCCCCUCGCCCACCUGCCUGCCCUCACACUCCCCAGCCGAGAGCAUGAUCCGUGACCUUGCUUCUGAUUUUCGCCUCUGGGACAGUUCAGUCAAUGUGGGCAGUUUGGUCAUCCGGAUUUUUUUCUUUUUCCCUGUUCAUUUCAUCUGCCCUCCACUCCCCCUCUCCAGCCCCAGGUUGACCAAAUGGCUUUUCCUGGGACCUGCCCAGCUUUGAGAAUCUCUUCUCAUCCCCACCCUUGGGCACCCAACCUCCGGGGGAGGGAAGGGGAGGGAUGGGGCAUAGUGGGAGACCCAGCCGAGAGCUGAGGGUAAGGGCAGGUAAGCGUGAGGCUGUGGAUGUUUUCGGAGUGUUUUGGUUUGUUUUUUUUUAAACCGGGCAAUAUUGUGUUCAGUUCAAGCUGUGAAGAAAAAUAUAUAUCAAUGUUUUCCAAUAAAAUACAGUGACUACCUGA